CACAACAAUCUUCACAGGAGUGCAAAUCGUAAGUAAUAAAUAAUCAAGAAAUAAUUGGUUGCUACAGGAUUAAGCCUGAGCCAACUAUGUGAUCAGGACAAGCCAUCUGUAAAUUGGUACCAAUACUUGUAUACAUCAACUAAGGAGAAAGCAAUGAAUAUGGAUCAAAAGGUGCAUUUUGAGAUACAAGUGGAAGCUAAAAGGGUUGUUCAUGCUGUUGAUGUUCUCCUAAAUGAAAGUGGUAUGUCUGAUGAACAUGUCAAUGACACAGAGUCCAAAACAAAGACAUGUCCAAUUUAUGUUAAGAACUUUGUAAAGGAAAUAGAUGAAGAUGACUUUUUUGGCAAAUGUGGAGCAUCUACAAAAAUUAUCAACAAUGAUUGUGGACAGCAAACAGAAUUUGGCUUACUUCCCUUUAAUAAACAAAAGGAUGCUAUAAGAGCUGUAGAUAAAAUGAAAGGCAUGGACAUUUAUUUGGCUCAAGCAAAAAUAAAAGAGAAAAGACAAACUGAGUUUAGUAAAAAGCCUGAACCUUUACAUAAACCCCGAUACAAUAGUGUUAACCUUUAUGUUAAAAACCUCAGUUAUGAAAUUGAUGAUUAUAGACUGAAUAAGGAAUUUGCACCUUUUGGUAUAAUUACCAGUGCUAAGGUAAUGAGGGAAGGCGGGCGCAGCAAAGGUUUUGGAUUUGUAUGCUUCUCAACCCCUGCAGAGGCUAGAAAAGCACUUUCUGGAAUGAAUGGCAAAAUAUUGGCCUCAAAACCCCUGUAUGUUGCUUGGGCACAGCGAAAACAAGAACGUCAGGUUUCUUUGGCUCAGCAGUACACGCAGAGGAUGGAAAAGGCUUGGAUACCCAACACUAAAGUCAACCCUAACCAAGCUCUGUUAUCAAGAUGUUCUAUGGCCCCUAUCCCAGCAGCUCAGAACCAUUCAGAAGACUCUCUAUGCAGAAUCCCCAAGCAAACUGCUCAAUUUAAGCAGAGGUGCUACAGGAAUGCACAAGGAACUGCACCUCAUUCAUUUCAGUACAUGCCAAGAGCCCACCCCCAAAUUUCUACAAGAAAAUACAAAUUAAUUCCAACGAAAACAGCAGUUAAUCUGGUGCGAGGCAUAAUGUCAGCUACUUCCAGAAAUAAAUAUGCAGCUGGAGAUUGUAAUACUGAGCUACAUUCUGAGAAACAGACACAAGCAGCUAUGCAGCACCCUGCUAUCUGUGUUCAAGGACAGGAGCCCCUAACUAUUUCCUUGUUGGUUUCUGCUUCUCCACAUGAACAAAAACAAAUGCUAGGUGUGCGUCUUUUCCCACUUGUACAAAUUAUAGAUAAAAAGCUAGCUGAGAAAAUUACUGGAAUUCUGCUGGAGUUUGAUACCUCUGAAAUUAUCUACAUGCUCGAAUCUCCAGAGCUACUGCGUACAAUGGCGAAUAAAGCUGUCACUUUACUGCAAGGCCAUCAGGUACAAGAAGUUUCUAUGAAUAGUUUUAAUGGCACAACAAAUAAUUAACAUGCACACAGGCAAAACUUUAAAAAUUACAUUUUUUUUAGCAAACAGAGCAAACCUUGAACCAAAUAAAAAUUAAAUUCUUUAUUUA
Messenger RNA from Xenopus tropicalis (tropical clawed frog), 1591 nucleotides. RefSeq names its product polyadenylate-binding protein 1-B. Gene Ontology annotation, molecular function: RNA binding; nucleic acid binding. The transcript has a single exon. The record is from RefSeq and is a predicted model, not a curated record. Lineage: Eukaryota; Metazoa; Chordata; Amphibia; Anura; Pipidae. The coding region runs from base 154 to 1503 and encodes 449 amino acids.